Messenger RNA from Fusarium vanettenii 77-13-4, 777 nucleotides. RefSeq lists its product as uncharacterized. Gene Ontology annotation, molecular function: oxidoreductase activity, acting on the CH-OH group of donors, NAD or NADP as acceptor. Lineage: Eukaryota; Fungi; Ascomycota; Sordariomycetes; Hypocreales; Nectriaceae. The transcript has a single exon. The record is from RefSeq and is a predicted model, not a curated record. Bases 1 to 777 code for a protein of 258 amino acids.
AUGCCUCCCGUUGAAGCAACUAUUCCCUCCGGCUCCUUGGUCCUCGUGACCGGUGCCACAGGCUUCGUCGCUUCCCAUGUCACUCGCCAACUCCUGGAGCGCGGCUACAGAGUCCGAGGGACCGUUCGGGAGCUGGCUCAAGCUUCGUGGCUCAUUGACAACCAUUUCAAGUCGUAUUCGGAGAGCGGCCAUCUUGAACUCAUCGAGGUCCCUGAUCUUGUAGCCGAUGGCGCUUUCAAUGAAGCAGUCAAGGGAGUAUCGGCCAUUGCCCACAUCGCAACCAUCUCCAAUCUGGACCCCAACCCACACAACAUAAUUCCUCAAACAGUUGCUGGAGCGACAGGUAUUUUGAAGUCUGCCGCGAAUGAACCCUCACUUCGCCGAGUCGUGUUUACCAGCUCAAUCAUGGCCGCCGUCCUGCCAGUCGCCGGUAACGACACUAGGGUUGACGAUGACACCUGGAACGAGGCGGCCGUUGAAGCUGCUUGGGCCCCUCCACCGUAUGAGCCGGCCCGUACCCUGAUCACUUAUGCCGCCAGCAAAGUCGCUGCCGAGAGGGAAGUUUGGAGGUUUGUCGAGCAAGAAAAGCCUCACUACACGCUCAACGUCAUCUGCCCCUCAGGUAUUAUCGGCGAGCCUCUUCACAGGAAGCAUGCCGAGGCACCCACCAAUUGGAUAGCCACGCACUUCAGGAGGGACAAGACAUCUCUAGAUGCAUUCCCUGCCGGUAAGGCCUUGGACUCCUCAGUUUACGGUCUGUUGUCUAACCACGUGUAG